UGUGAACGAUGUCAAAUAUGAAAACAAAUCAUUUCUAGAGCUGUUGUUGUUUAAUGAUGUUUAUAAGAUCGUGUUUUAUUUUUUUCAGAAUGGAAAAACAAGAUCUGGUGAAAGACUGACAAAGCCAAAACCCGGUUCAGCUGCCCACACUGUGACCCUGACUCGGCUGCUGCAUGCGCGCCUUUGUCGCGCGCUACUGGUGGGCUGCGCGCCGUCACGCGCCGAAGGUGCCAUGACAUGAAGAAAACUCACUUGCGGAGGGGAAGAGCAGUAUUUAUAAGAGCGCGUAUGGGAACAUAGGAGGAAUUGGAUUAAUAGCUCCCUGGACUGAAAAUGGCCAAAAACACAUCUCUUUAUUUUAGAAUUGUCGAGGGCAGAAACCUCCCGGCCAAAGACGUCUCCGGAACCAGUGAUCCAUACUGCAUUGUAAAAGUUGACAAUGAAGUUGUGGCCAGGACUGCAACAGUGUGGAAGAACCUUAAUCCUUUCUGGGGUGAAGAGUACACGCUGCACCUACCGAUGGGGUUUCAUUCACUGUCCUUUCAUGUCAUGGACGAGGACACAAUUGGCCACGAUGAUGUUAUUGGGAAGAUAACUCUGAGCAAAGAUGCCAUUGGAUCUCAAGCUAAAGGACUUGAUAGCUGGGUGAACCUGACGAGGGUGGACCCUGAUGAGGAAGUCCAGGGAGAGAUCCAUCUGAGUCUGGAGCUACUGAAAGAUACAGAGAAGAUCAACCUGCGAUGUCAAGUCAUCGAAGCCAGAGACUUGGCUCCAAGAGACAUUUCUGGAACCUCUGAUCCGUUUGCGCGAGUUAUUUUCAACAACCACAGUGCAGAGACCUCGAUUAUCAAGAAGACCCGUUUCCCUCACUGGGGAGAGACCCUGGAGCUGGAGUUGGAUCCGGUGGAGCUGAGUGAGGAGGGGACUGUCACUGUGGAGGUCUGGGACUGGGACAUGGUGGGCAAGAAUGACUUUCUGGGAAAGGUGGAAAUCCCUUUUGCCUGUUUGCACAAGACACCUCUGUUAGAGGGCUGGUUUCGUUUGCUGCCCUUGGGUAACAAUGAGGUUGAUGCUGGUGGCAAGCUGGGAGCGCUGCGUCUGAAGGUGCGUUUGGUGGAGGAUCGGAUCUUGCCUUCUGUGUACUAUCAGCCCCUAAUUCACCUUCUGGUGGAGUCGGUCAUCUCCCCUACAGAGGUGGAGGAAAGCAGUGCUCUGACCAUGCUGGAGGAGGUGACCACGGUUGAGAGCCGGCAGGAUGUGGCAAUGACCCUUGUGAAGAUCUACCUGGGCCAGGGCCUGGUGGUGCCAUUCCUCGAUUACCUUAACACCCGGGAGGUCAACCACACCACGGAUCCAAACACUUUAUUUCGCUCCAACUCUCUUUCCUCCAAGGCCAUGGAACAGUUCAUGAAGGCUGUUGGCAUGCUGUAUCUGCAUGAGGUGCUGAAGCCCAUGAUCAACCGCAUCUUUGAUGAGAAGAAAUAUAUUGAGCUGGACCCAUGUAAGAUUGACCUGAACCGCACAAGACGAAUUUCUUUUAAGGGUGCAGUGUCAGAGGCAGAGGUGCGGGACAGCAGUGUGGAGAUGCUGCAGAGCUACUUAACAAGCAUCAUUGAAUCAAUCGUGGGCUCAGUCGAUCAGUGUCCUCCCGUAAUGAGAGUGGCCUUCAAACAGCUACACAAGAGAGUAGAGGAGCAAUUUGCCGAACCUGAGAAUGAGGAUGUGAAGUAUCUGGCCAUCAGUGGAUUCUUUUUCCUGCGUUUUUUUGCUCCUGCAAUCCUUACACCUAAACUGUUCCAGCUGAGGGAUCAGCAUGCUGAUACACGUACAAGCAGAACACUGCUACUACUGGCCAAGGCGUUGCAAAGUGUCGGGAACUUGGGCCUUCAGCUGGGUCACGGAAAGGAGCAGUGGAUGGCGCCCCUUCAUCCCAUCAUCCUGCGCAGUGUGGCGUCUGUCAAAGACUUCCUGGACAAGUUGAUCGACAUAGAUCAUGACAUUGUGUCCGAGGUGCCACAGAGGGCUGUAUUCAUGCCCUCAGUCACAGUUAAAGAGGGGUACCUCCACAAACACAAGGCAGAGGGACCCCAGCUGCUCUCCCGCUUUGCCUUUAAGAAACGCUACUUCUGGUUGACCAGUGAGACGCUGUCCUACGCCAAGACCCCUGAUUGGCAGGUGCGCUCCUCAAUCCCUAUUCAGUGUGUGUGUGCCGUGGAGAGGGUGGAUGAAAAUGCCUUUCAGCAGCAGAAUGUAAUGCAGGUCAUCACCCAGGACAACGACGGGCAGCUGCACACCAUGUACAUCCAGUGCAAGAACGUGAAUGAGCUAAACCAGUGGCUAUCAGCGAUCAGGAAAGUCAGCAUUUACAAUGAGCGCAUGCUGCCCUCUUUCCACCCAGGAGCUCAUCGCAGUGGCAAGUGGACUUGCUGCCUGCAGGCGGACCGUGCUGUUACAGGCUGCAGUAGAACCCAUUCUGCUGUCACUUUGGGUGACUGGAGUGACCCACUGGAUCCCGACGUGGAGACGCAGACCAUAUACAAGCAGCUUCUCCAGGGCAAAGACAAACUCAGGAAAAAAUAUCUGGAGAUGCCAGACGCUGAUCAAACGGCCAGCAACAAAGUAAAGAACAACUCUGACAUUCACCCAGAUAGUGCAGAAUGCAAUGUUAAGCUAAUGAAGCCAGGUCAGAGCAUUGCUGCUCGGCUGUUGGCGGUGGUAGAGGAUCUGGAGCAGGCUCACGCCACCUUCCAGCGAAGAGAAAAGGAGGACGCCACCAGUGUCUUUCUGAAUCCCUAGACUGGACAUAGACUGGGAUCCACUAAUGCCUGAGAGGGCGGGGGGCCAGCAUCCUGUACAAACACGAGUGAGCAUCUAUUAUAGCAGCUGUUCACUCUCUUGAUUGUCAGGGAGAAAAACGUGGCCACAGGGUGCAACCACUUCCAGCCUUUUAGUACAUUUCCCGCUGUAAAGAGCAGAGGGAAUUCUGCCACUUUGAAUCUUUUUGUAUUCUCUGAGUGCCACCGACUUCAACAGCGCUGGGGAGAGAUUAUGAUACUUGAUGAUAAAGGGGGCCGAGGGACUUUGAAGCAUGAUCUGACUUGAUAUUUUUUAUGUAGAUAAGAAACAAUCCCUUGCAUGGCCUGCAUCCACUUGUUGUGAAAUGUGAAAUGUGAAAAGAAGCUUUUAUAUUUUGGGAUAAUGUACAGGACCUCGGUCGCACAUUUUUAUGCAAAAAGCUUGUUGUAGUGUAAUCUACAGUACCUGAAUGUAAGGUGUUUUGAUAUUGCUUUUAAACGUUUUGUAUUUUGUUGAGGCAAUUUAUUGCCAUGUUCCCAAUGUAGCAGUGACAUUAACAUUACAGGUCAUACCACCCUGAGAUUAUGAAAUGCUGGCGCGCAUGCCACAGUUUGAAGUUGCCUGUACAGUGAGCAAAAUUAAUAUUAUUUUAAUCCUGCGUUGGUUCCUUUAUACAAAACAAUGUGUUUUUGUUUGGUGCUAUGGCCAGUCAACUUAAAUGUUUGGUUCUGAUGUCAUUUGCGUAUUUAAAAUGUCCUUACACUUGAUAUAGCCAUUCCUCAAGUCGCAAGGGUAAUAUUUACCUGUUAACAAUAUAAUGUCCAUACAUAUAAAGAAUCGAUCUUCAAUGUAACUGAGGCAAUAGAAGUAACAAUGAAUGUUCCCAUUUAAUAAGUUUACUUUUUUGGUUUUGGUGCCACUGCAUUUGGUUCACAUGUGUCAGGCUAUGUUUAAGAUGCCAAAUUUGUUUUUAAAAAUGUAAAAAAAAAACAACCUCACAAACCCAAAAAUUUUGAAGCACUCAAGUAAAUCAAUUUUUUUUAUCUGUGAAAUACACACACUGUACACAGACAUAUUGUAAAGCCAUUUCCCGUAAAGCGAGUAGUUUUCUGUGUCUUUCCCUUAAACAGAGAAGGUUAGUGAGUGUAAUGGAGAUCAGAUGUGUGAUCUCUGAUAGCCUCAGCAGGCCACCCUGCCUCUGGAGCUUCUGGUACUGCCACUGUAGUGUCUGUCUUUUAGAGGAAAAACUUUGGAUAAAUUGAUGUUAACACUAUACGUAUGCCAGACAUGACAAUCAAUACGCUACCAUCAUACAGAGUUAUUCCUUAAGUGUUCUGGUACUUGCUGCACUCCAAAAUAUGUUUUAGUGAUUUGCCACUUCAGCUCUAUCGCAGAGUCUUUUUAAACUAGAUUAAACAUCAGAUGUCGCUUGUGAACUUGAUAUUCCCCGAAUGAGGGCUUUUAUUUUGAAAACAAAGACACUACUGCCUGUGCUUUAUUUUGCAAUUACACAAUGAUGGUUUGUUCCAAGUGGAUCGUUACUGUGAACUAAACACAACUGUAUUUUUCAGUAAACUUUAAUUUCAGCUUA
Messenger RNA from Micropterus dolomieu (smallmouth bass), 4387 nucleotides. Its product is annotated as rasGAP-activating-like protein 1. The record is from RefSeq and is a predicted model, not a curated record. NCBI's taxonomy places the organism in Eukaryota, Metazoa, Chordata, Actinopteri, Centrarchiformes, Centrarchidae. Gene Ontology annotation, molecular function: GTPase activator activity. The coding region runs from base 334 to 2796 and encodes 820 amino acids. Gene Ontology annotation, biological process: intracellular signal transduction; regulation of GTPase activity; negative regulation of Ras protein signal transduction. The transcript is spliced from 21 exons.